AAUUAUUUUCAUUUCGAAGGAAAAAUAAAACUUGAAAUUUCGUUAAUGACAAUCGGAGGUAAAAGCCGAAACCAAAGCUCGAUCGGGUGAUAGUUUUUCGAAGUUUUGAAGCUUUAAAUUUAGCUACAAGCUUUGUUGCACUCAUUUCUCAACAUUAUGGAAAAGCUGAAGUCACUGGUGCCGGAGAACUUGAAGCAGAUGGUGGGUUCAACCACCGCCGAUGAUCUUCCCUCAUCCUCUUCUUUCUUAUUACGCCUUUUUCAGCAAUCGCAGCUCUUCUUCCAAAUCAUCGGGGAUUUGGCAAUGGAUCCUGAAAAUGCUCUCUGUGGUAAGAAGAAGGACGCUGCUCUGGAGUUGAAGCGCCAGGGAAACCAAUGCUUCUUGAACGGGGAUUAUACUAAUGCGUUGGUUUAUUAUUCCAAGGCUCUGCAAGUGGCUCCAAUGAAUGCUGUUGACAUGGAUAAGAAUUUGGUUGCAACCUUAUAUGUGAAUCGAGCAUCCGUUUUGCAUAAAAUGGAUCUGCAGCUGGAGUGUUUACGAGAUUGCAAUAGAGCACUUCAAAUUUCAUCAACCUAUGCAAAGGCAUGGUACAGAAGAGGUAAAGCAAAUGUUAGUAUGGACAUUUUUGAUGAUGCUAUCCGUGACUUCAAAAUUUCUAAGCAUGUGGAGGUAUCAUUCAAUGGAAAAAAGCUGAUAGACGAUGAGCUGAAGGUUGUCCAACAUCAGCAUAGUAGGUCAAAUACAGCAAAUGAACAUAGCAAAAACAAAUUGGAUGAUUUUGAUGAUCCAAUCCAAGUAAAAUUACAUGUCACCACAUCGAUUAAAGGAAGAGGAAUGGUUUCACCCACUGAGAUACCUCCAUCAUCCUUGGUUCAUGUUGAAGAACCUUAUGCCGUGGUAAUAUUGAAGCAUUGUAGAGAGACUCAUUGCCAUUACUGCUUGAAUGAACUACCAGUGGAUAAAGUACCUUGUCCAUCAUGCUCAAUUCCUCUGUACUGCUCACAACAUUGCCAGAUACAAGCUGGGGGGCGUAUGUUACAAAAUGUUCCAGAUGUUCAAGAUAUUUUUAAAAAUCUAUCUGAUGACCUCAGAAAGUAUGUUCAAGAAAUAACUCUGUGCAGUUUUUCGGAGUUAAGGACUGAAGAUGUUCCUGAACAUAAACAUGAAUGUGAUGGUGUGCAUUGGCCUGCAAUAUUGCCAUCUGAAAUAGUUUUGGCUGGGCGAAUAGUGGCAAAAUUUAUAGCGCAGAGAGGUGUCUUUACAGAUGCUUCUAACAUUGUGGAUAUGUUGAACCUUUCACACCACUUUCCGGAAAUGCACGCUGACAGCAAGCUGGAGUGUAUAAUCUAUUCCAUUAUGUUAUUAAGUUGUCUUCAGCAAUUCUUCCCUUCUAAAAUUGCAAUAAAUGGGAACACCACCUCGCAGAUUGCCAUACUUAUAUCCCAAAUUAGGACAAACUCUAUAUCUAUUGUUCGUAUGAAAUCCUUUGAUGCACCAGGGUCACCAGAUAAGGAUGAAAGUUUAUCUAGUGUGGUUCCUUUUACUUGUAAUAUGGAACAAGUCAGGGUAGGUCAAGCUAUUUAUACAACUGGAAGCUUGUUUAACCAUUCGUGCAAACCAAACAUCCAUGCAUAUUUUAAUUCACGCACCCUCUUUAUCCGGGCAACUGUGUUUAUGGCAGUGGGGUGCCCCCUAGAGUUGUCCUAUGGUCCACAGGUUGGUCAGUUGGACUGUAAAGACCGUCUUCAGUUGCUAAAGGAUGAGUACUCUUUUAAUUGUCAGUGUAGUGGUUGCUCAACUGUGCAUAUAUCCGACCUUGUGAUCAACGCAUUUUGUUGCAUUAAUCCAAAUUGUCGUGGUGUGGUCUUGGAUAGAUCCAUCUUCAGCUGUGAAAACACGAAAACCAAGGACUUUCUUACGGUCAAUGACCAAAUGAUUCUGGAGCCUUUCAUGCAGACUGACAGCUUCCUUCAUGCUGGUCCUAGCCAUUGCUUGAAAUGUGGAUCUUAUUGUGAUAUAAAAUCAUCUCGUUUGACUGUGGAUAAGGCUGGGAUUCACUUUACAAGGUUGCAGCAGGAGAUAAAUUUAAAUAGGGUGUCAGAGACUACAGUCUCGGAUGCUUUGGGAGCUCUAAUCUCACUGAAGUCGACAUUGCAUGAAUAUAAUAGGCGUAUAGCAGAAGCUGAAGACAAUCUGUCGCAGGCCUUCUCUUUGCUUGGAAAACUAGAGCUUGCAGCAGAACAUUGUAAAGCAUCAAUUCGGAUUCUUGAGAAGUUGUAUGGCGAAAAUCAUAUAGCCAUUGGCAAUGAACUCUCAAAGCUUUCUUCCAUUCUGAUAUCUGUGGGUGACCACAAUGCUGUGGACUGCAUUAAGCGAUUGAGUAAAAUUUUCAGGUGUUAUUAUGGAUCAAAUGUCAACACAAUGUUUCCGUUUUUGAACAUCUUGGAGGAAGAAACUCACAAAUUCGUCAGCACACAUCUUUAAUCACAACUUUCCAUGAAAGCCAAAACUCCACUUCUCAGCUGUUAGAAACUUAGAAGUUGUAAAACUUUGUAUUUUACAAAAUUGUUCCUUUCUUUCCCUCUAUUAUUCUGUGCAAAUGGUAGCUGGUACCUCUAUAAUUUUUUCUUUCAUUAGUGUCAUCUUCUGAGUAAUAAUUUUUGGGACAUUUGUAAAUAUAAGAAUCAAACUUAAUACAACAUAAUACAAAAGAAUUUUCAAGAUCAAGUUUUUUAAA
This is a messenger RNA of Cucumis sativus (cucumber), 2737 nucleotides long. RefSeq names its product N-lysine methyltransferase SMYD2. NCBI's taxonomy places the organism in Eukaryota, Viridiplantae, Streptophyta, Magnoliopsida, Cucurbitales, Cucurbitaceae. Gene Ontology annotation, molecular function: protein binding. The coding region runs from base 157 to 2484 and encodes 775 amino acids. The transcript is spliced from 15 exons. The record is from RefSeq and is a predicted model, not a curated record.